Messenger RNA from Rhodamnia argentea, 1114 nucleotides. RefSeq names its product ferritin-3, chloroplastic-like. Bases 119 to 913 code for a protein of 264 amino acids. The record is from RefSeq and is a predicted model, not a curated record. NCBI's taxonomy places the organism in Eukaryota, Viridiplantae, Streptophyta, Magnoliopsida, Myrtales, Myrtaceae. Gene Ontology annotation, cellular component: cytoplasm. Gene Ontology annotation, molecular function: ferrous iron binding; ferric iron binding. The transcript has 8 exons. Gene Ontology annotation, biological process: intracellular iron ion homeostasis; iron ion transport.
ACCACAAAAUACACAGUCACUCUUUCUCCUCCUCACUCCGUUUCUCUCCUCUCCCCUCGCAAAGUUUCCAGCUUUUACUGUCUCGAUCGUCGAUCCUCCCCUUCGAGAUUUCUCGACCAUGUUGCUCCGAGCAGCCCCUGCUUUCUCUCUCCUCAGCUCUCCCGGAGACGCCCUCUCUCCGCCGUUGCCGUCUUUUUCUUCCUCUUCUUCUCCGGCGAGCCCGCCGGCGCUUCGAUUCUCGAGCGGCAGAAAUGGAGGCUCGCUGGUGGUCUGUGCGAGCAAAGAGCAGAACAGCCGGCCGCUCACCGGCGUCGUGUUCCAGCCCUUCGAAGAGGUGAAGAAAGAGCUCGAUCUCGUGCCCACCGUGCCUCAGGCCUCGCUCGCGCGCCAAAAGUUCGCGGACGAGUGCGAGGCUGCCAUCAAUGAACAGAUCAAUGUGGAGUACAAUGUCUCGUACGUUUACCAUGCCAUGUAUGCCUACUUUGAUCGGGAUAAUGUUGCGCUCAAGGGACUUGCCAAAUUUUUCAAGGAGUCGAGCGAGGAGGAGAGAGAGCAUGCUGAGAAGCUGAUGGAAUACCAGAACAAACGAGGUGGAAAGGUAAAGCUGCAAUCCAUCCUGAUGCCCCUUUCUGAGUUUGAUCAUGUGGAGAAGGGUGAUGCACUUUAUGCAAUGGAGCUCUCAUUGUCUCUGGAGAAGCUAAAUAAUGAAAAGCUUCUGAAUUUACACAGCGUGGCUGAGCGUAACCAUGAUGUGCAAUUGACAGAUUAUGUUGAAAGUGAAUUCUUGGCUGAGCAAGUGGAAGCCAUAAAAAGGAUUUCAGAAUAUGUUGCUCAACUCAGAAGAGUGGGCAAAGGACAUGGAGUUUGGCACUUCGACCAAAUGCUCCUCCGCGAGGAAGAAGCAGUGGCGUGAUGAGGUUGCUUUCUCAAUGCGGCCUGGGAGAAGGGCGAAUGCAGGGUCCUUUUGUGCCCGUAGAUCUUCGGUUGACAUUUCUGGGUGGUUUAUGAAUGGUGUGAUUUCUCAGAUAGUUCUCAUGUUAAAGAUAGACGCAGUGCAGCUUUUCUUAAAAAACAGUGGAUACGAAUAAGAACAAUUUUGUUUGUGGUUUUUUGA